AUGAUAUCAAUUCUCACACCCAAAUUUGUUCAGUCUGUCUUGAUCCUCGAAAUGGCAGACAAAGAGAGCGAGAUAAUAUCCAAAAACUUGGGUAGAACCACGGCCACCGACAUCACUACAAAUACCAAAAGCGACUUGAAUCAUGAACUUCAUUUUGCCAGACGCGGCGAAGCUCUGGCUGAGGCCUCAUCAAGCCAGGAGAGCAUAGAUGGAUAUGAUCCGGAAUUGAUGAAUGGCAGAACAUUGCUCACGGCAGCAGAGGAGAAAAAAUUGCUGCGCAAGAUAGACUGGAGACUGAUGACUCUUUGCUCACUUAUUUUCAUGUUCAAGAAUCUGGACAGCAAUAAUGCAUCCAACGCUCGGAUCAUGAAUAAGGGGACCGAUCAGAACAUCAUGACUCAACUCGGAAUAACGUCAAACGAGUAUAACUUGGUGACCGUUCUUUACUAUAUCCCGUACAUUGUGUUGGAAGCGCCUUCCAAUUUGCUGAUGAAGAGAUUCUCGCCUUCAAAGUGGCAGUCAAGAAUCAUGCUCAGCUGGGGUAUUGCUCUUAUGUGCAAUGCUGCCGUCAAAAACAAGGGCGGGUUGUAUACAACGCGAUUCCUAUUGGGUGUGGCCGAAGCUGGACAGUUUCCCGGUGUUAUUCUUCAGAUGACUUACUGGUAUCGUCCAGACGAGAUGUCCUUGCGAUUACUUUACUUCUAUAUUUGCGGAAAUGUCUCCGGUAUUUUCGGCGGUCUUCUUGCAUACGCGUUUGACACCGUGUCUGGUGCUGCAGGACUUUCUGGGUGGCAAUGGCUGUUUUUGACGGAGGGAAUCGCAACUGUUCUCUUCAGUGUUGUAAUCUGGUUUUUGCUACCAGACUUCCCCGAAACAGCGAAAUGGUUGACCGAAAAAGAGAAGAAGUUCAUCCAAGCUCGACUCCCAUCAAACGCUCCUCGAGCCAGCGAAAAGAACUUCAAGUUCCGUGAAAUUGUCGAAUCCUUGAAGGAUGUGAGACUAUGGCUGUUCACAUUAAUUUGGGCCACCUUUACUGUUGGAACAGACGGUGUCACCUUUUAUCAGUCCACCGUCAUCGCCGAUCUCGGCUACACGAGCAUCGCCGCGGCACAACUGCUCAACAUUCCCAUCACUGUCUGCGGACUCCUAUUCAUUGCUAUCACGGGAAUCACCGCAGACCGCAGUAGGAUUCCACGACCAGUGUAUCCGCUUUCAUUCCUGGUCGUCAUCCUAGUCUGCUACGGCGUUUUCAUCGCCUAUCCAAGCCCCGGUGCCAUUUUCGCAGUGACACUUAUUGGAAAUGCUCUCAAAGCAGGAUGGUACCCCGUCAUGUGGCCAUGGCGAGUUCAAACCACAUCCCGGGCAACAGGUUCAGCUUUCUCCAUCGGAUUUGUCAAUAGUUAUGGCCAAAUUGGAGGGGCCAUUGGCCCACAGAUGUUUAGAAGCGAGUACGCUCCGCGAUACACGGUUCCCUUUGCAGCUGCGAUGGCUCUUGUUGGAGUUUGUGGUCUUUUGACUCUUGUUACGUGGUGGAUUACUCGCGAGACAGAGCGCGAUACUAGACGAUUGAAGCUUGCGAAGAUUGCGGCUGAGAAAAGGGGAGAAAUCAUUCUGGAGGAUGUGGUUGAUAAAGAUUUGAAAAGACAUUAG
Messenger RNA from Penicillium salamii, 1650 nucleotides. NCBI's taxonomy places the organism in Eukaryota, Fungi, Ascomycota, Eurotiomycetes, Eurotiales, Aspergillaceae. The record is from the annotation of a GenBank genome assembly.